GUCAAAGGUCAGAAGAUAUUCUGGUGUCACCCCGUCACCUUCAUCUGUCGGCUCGCUACACACUACGAGCCUCUAGCCAUGAAGAACACGGUAGCCUUCCUCCUCCUCCUCCCUCUGCUGUUGCUGCUACUGCUGCUGCCUGGAGAGUGCCACGGCAGUUCCUUCGCCCAGCAAUGUUCCUUCAGUUUCCAAACCGUGGACGAUAAAUACCUCAACAUUACUACUGCACAAAAAACUACAGGUGACCAAAUAAACAUAACCAUGUAUGUGCGCCCACACCAAGACCUCAAAGUCGUGCUGGGAGUGGAAGGAAGCGCCAAGUACUACACCGACUUCUUGCUGGAAAAAGGCUGUUUCAACGGUUACAGUCAGUGGGGGGAACUGUGGGUGAAGGCGAAGCAAAUUAACCUAGUCACACGCAACAACCAAGAAUACAAACUCCAGGUGAGGACAAGCACGUGUACUGAGCCGUGUAUCGCGAUAAUAGAAAACAUGUCACAUUUUGACAGCCUCCACGUGUGGGCUUCUGGCGCCUCACAAUGGAGACUUGACCACCCGGGGAGACAAUGCGGCCACAUCCCUCAAUGGACGAGAGACUCUUACCAGAGCCAGCCCUUCCCCACGUGCACAAAUAUAAACCCUUCAUCGCUCUUAACAACUCACGUCAAGCCCACAACCCCUGCCACGUCCACGGCAACACUUACCAAGCACAAAGCAACCCUUACUAAACCCCCCACUACCAAGCUGUCAGCCGCUCACACUGGAGCAAUUAUAGGGGGACUAGUGGCAGGAAGUGUACUCGUGACAUUUAUAGUGAUGACUGUGGUGAGGAAGCGACGCGGUCAAGCAGCAACGAAAGAUGUAGCAGUGGAUCCACAGAACACGGAAUCACGACGUGAAGAAAAUGUCAACAGCCUGUAUGAACCUAAUUAUAGGCAACAACCACUGUAUGAAAAUGUUGACAGGCAAGGAUCCGUCAACAGCCUGUAUGAAACUGUAGACAGGCAAGGAUCCCUCAACAGCCUGUAUGAAACUGUAGACAGGCAAGGAUCCCUCAACAGCCUGUAUGAAACUGUAGACAGGCAAGAACCCCUGUAUGAAACUGUAGACAGGCAAGGAUCCCUCAACAGCCUGUAUGAACCCUUUGAAAAGUUUCGAGGCACACAGUAGGAGUCAGUAACAACAAGACUGCAAGACGUGUGGGUGUUGUCAGGCUCGUGAGUGCCCACACACACUUCACAAGGAACACUCUGUGGGGCACGUGGGAAAUAACGAGAUCACCAAAACAAGUUGCUCAAGGGACACAAAGAAAUGAGUUUUCCCUCUAACUGUAUUCAUAACUGGAAUCAUGUAGGUAAGGAUGUAAUAAGGACACACACACACACACACACACACACAAAUCAUAAAAGUUGAAGCGUUAAAGAAAGUUUGUAUCCACUUUCAUGAUUUCAAUUUUUAUACAGUUUUAUAGCAAGAUGUGAUUCUCAGUGUUGUCAAUGGCUAUAGUGUUUCUCAGUUGUGGCAACAAGCUGUGAACUACUGCUGCUGGUCACCGUCACUCUAGUAUCUCCUAAGCUCUGUUCGGUCCCUCGUCCUGCUCAGGGAAGCUAGUAGUCUGUAACAGCUAGAGGAAGGUGUUUUUAUACAGUGCAGUUCAGCUAAAGACGUGGUCAUAUUUCACAAAACGUUCCUGACAAACUAUCAUCCUGAGGCAAGCACGUCCAAGCACCACAUCCCCCGUCCUUCUUGGCUUUUGGGGAACUCAAUAUAGCUAGAGCAAGUCCCUCAGCCCAAUUGUAUCUUUCUGGUGUAGUGUAGUUCAUUUGCUUGAUUUACAGACAUGACUUUGAGUGAGCUUUGUGACAUGACACUUGUGGCAACAAGUGUCAUGUUAACAACACAGUCAACACUAACCUAAUUACGCAAAGUGCCGUGUUCUAGUCCACAAGGAAGAGAGCAGGAGAGCCAAGCGCCGUUCUGUAAACACUCUCUUCCCUCGUCCACAAUGAAUCCUGCCAACUGACGAAUUUGUAUUUCAAAACAUUUUUGUUUUCUUUAUUUUAUUUAUUUAUUUAUUUGUUUAUUUACUUAUUUGUUCUCGAGCAUUUUUUACUCUGCCAAAUUGUUUCUUUGAAAGUUGAUGACAAUUCUCGAUUCAGUUUUUGUCUUGUGAAUUUGAUAAUAUUUGUUGCAUUUUAAUGUUAAGCCACCUUUAUCCCUAAUUAGUUUAGCAUGUGUUACCUGCUGGGACAGUCGUACCACCUUCACUAAGGGCGCACGAACACAACACUUACAUUGCCAGAAAGAACAAUGCGUGCCAUUAUCUCAGAACUGUAGUCACAACCUUUACAUGGAGUUUCCGGACAGUGAUUAGUUACUGUUUCCGUUACUGCCCAAUGUGGUGAGAUUCCCGCACAUGCUUAUGCACCAAACCCACAUGCAGGGGUGGUCACUGAGGAUAUGUUUGCCCUUACACAUCACGGGGUUAAUUGGGAUGCUUUGAAUUUAGCCUUAGGAGAUGUUUGAAGGUGUGUGUGUGUGUGUGUGUGUGUGUGUGUGUGUGUGUGUGUGUGUGUGUGUGUGUGUGUGUGUGUGUGUGUGUGUGUGUGUGUGUGUGUGUGUGUGUGUGUGUGUGUUUACCUAGUUGUACUGCACAUGGUCCAGGCAAAGUUCAUUUUCUCCUGUCUCAUAUUUAUAUUUGUCCAGUUUCUCUUUAAAUAUGUGUACACUGCUGUUAACCACACCCUCACUUGAGUCACCCCAGACGUCUACAGCUCGAUGUGGGAAGCUACAUCUCUUGUGUCACCAGAACACACACUCUUGCUGAUCUUAUUUGUGUGUCCUGUCGUACGUCUCCUUGCUUCCUCCAUUUGUGGUACCAAGUUUUGUCUGUCUACCUUUUCCAUGCAGUUUACUAGUUUGUACAUCGUUAUCAGAUCUCCUCUUUCUCUUCUCUCCCAUUUUUUUCAGUCUCUUAUAGUUUAGAUCCCUUGUCUUAAUUUUCUAGCUCCCUCUUUAUUCUUUCCAACUUAUGUUUCUUCCAAUGUGGAGACUGGAGGCCAUACUACUGCCGCAGACUCCAGCUUAGGUUGUAUCAUGUUGGUUAUUUUCUUGAUCAUAUCGUUGUUUAAGUAAUUAAAUGCUACCCUUAUAUUUGGUGACAUCCUGUAUCAUUCAAACAUUCAACACUGUUACUAUGCGCAUAAAAUUAAGGUAUAAAUAUUGUUUGCAGUUUGUAAAUGGGGAGAUGGAAUACCCUGUAAGCUUUGUAAUGCAGGAAAAGCCCAUACAUUGCAGCACUUUAUGUUCUUGCCCAAAUAUAGAAGAAUUUAUGAACCCUAAUAUAAGUGAUGUCACUAUGCAAGCUUGUCACAUGAUAAAUAACAAUGUUGUGCCCAGCAUCUUAAAAACCACAAAUUAUUCGCUCAAUGGAUAUGAUUUAUUGAUUGUUAAACACUAUGUGAGACUUUAUAGGUCAGCUGGACGGGCAUAUCAACAUGGCGACUGCCUCCUUAGUUGUAUUAUUGUACGUCAAUAAACCCUUUGAAUUUUA
Scylla paramamosain (green mud crab) is the source of this 3553-nucleotide messenger RNA. RefSeq lists its product as uncharacterized. NCBI's taxonomy places the organism in Eukaryota, Metazoa, Arthropoda, Malacostraca, Decapoda, Portunidae. The coding region runs from base 79 to 1170 and encodes 363 amino acids. The transcript has 2 exons. The record is from RefSeq and is a predicted model, not a curated record.